AUGCCUAAGAGAAACGACGCCGGCCACAAAGCGCCCCCAAGGGCGUCGAAUCGUCCAAGCAGUCCUUGUUACGGCCAUGACGACGCCAGUCUCAACGAGGACUGGAGGUCGGCGAGCGAUCCCGCGGAGAAGAAGCGUAUACAGAACCGAGUCGCGCAAAGAAAUCACCGUCUACGCACAAAGGCACGCAUAGAGGAGCUCCAGAAGCAGCUUCGUGAACAUGAAGCCGGGGCAUCUGAGCGGAACGAGCAAGCGGGUGAGCUUCAAAGCAGUGCAAGGCCAUCAUCAACCCGCCAAAGCUUCUCUGCGGCUCAGCCAGACUCAUUCACUCCGCAUUCAGUCGAUGGAGAUAUUUUUGACUGCAUCCAACUCGAAGAGGAGCCGCCAAACGAACCGGGCGACGACGCGCAUCAUGGCUUGGGCGAGAGGGUGUUUGUUUCAUCCAAGGAAACAUUGUCCGGUUCUCCAAGAUCAGACGAGCACGUCGAGCAUUUUUUUGCGAGCCAAGAGGCUGGGGGAUUGACCUUUCACGGCUCAGGCAGCCUCUGGGGGCCGCCGCCCGGAGGAGCCGGAGACGCCGCGGCAAAUACAGAAGUAUCAGAAGCAUCUUCGUCGGGCAACUACUUGAGCGGCGGCGGCGGCGGCGCUCUCUUUGCGCUUCACGGCUACCAGGUGGCGGCGGAGCAGGCCGCCGUCAGCCUGCCCACCCCGUCGCCGGAGGAGGCGGCGGCGCUGGACGAGCGCGUGCAGCACGUCAUGAAGCAGGUGGAGUCGGCCGGGUUCAGCGACUUUGACGCGUUGGUUACAACCUACUACUGCGAGCCAUUCCGCGAGCCAUCGCCGCUCGCCUUCGAGCAGCAGCUCAGCCGCGCGAGGCGGCUGCCGGGCGUCCUGGCCGAGCUCUCCGGGGCGGCGAGGCGGUGGCCGCUCGGGGAGCGGCGCCGCUUCUGCGACGAGGCGGUGAGGGCGGCAGAGGGUAUGCUAGUCCUUGAGGGCAGGGCGGCGCGCAGCACCCUCGAGGCUCAUCUCGCCUCGCUCGGCGCGAUGAUCGCCUCGCCGUCAAAGCCGUGCCUGACGGCAUCCGAUCUGCACACGAUGAAAAACUUGAUCCGAAAAGAGCAACCGCACCUUUGGGGGCUCACAAUGGCUCUUGUGGCAAGCUUCCAGGGCGUCUGGCGGCACGACCGCUCAACGACUGCUCUUGCUACCAUUAUGCUCAUGCAGUUUUCCGGACGCCUGGACUCUAGCACGCUCAUUCAGUUAGUCGAGGCUUGCUGA
Molecule: messenger RNA, 1278 nt
Organism: Cordyceps fumosorosea ARSEF 2679
Lineage: Eukaryota; Fungi; Ascomycota; Sordariomycetes; Hypocreales; Cordycipitaceae
Product: bZIP transcription factor, bZIP-1
Exons: 4
Coding region: 1-1278 (425 amino acids)
Biological process (GO): regulation of DNA-templated transcription
Molecular function (GO): DNA-binding transcription factor activity
Source: RefSeq, a predicted model, not a curated record